Molecule: messenger RNA, 483 nt
Organism: Gymnogyps californianus (California condor)
Lineage: Eukaryota; Metazoa; Chordata; Aves; Accipitriformes; Cathartidae
Gene: UBA52
Product: ubiquitin A-52 residue ribosomal protein fusion product 1
Exons: 5
Coding region: 25-411 (128 amino acids)
Biological process (GO): translation; modification-dependent protein catabolic process; protein ubiquitination
Cellular component (GO): cytoplasm; ribosome; nucleus
Molecular function (GO): protein tag activity; ubiquitin protein ligase binding; structural constituent of ribosome
Source: RefSeq, a predicted model, not a curated record
CGUGGCCUUCAGGCGGACGGUCACAUGCAGAUCUUCGUGAAGACGCUGACGGGCAAAACCAUCACCUUGGAGGUGGAGCCCAACGACACGAUCGAGAACGUCAAGGCUAAGAUCCAGGAUAAGGAAGGGAUCCCCCCUGACCAGCAGCGGCUGAUUUUCGCGGGCAAGCAGCUGGAGGAUGGCCGCACCCUCGCAGACUACAACAUCCAGAAAGAGUCCACCCUGCACCUGGUGCUGCGCCUGCGGGGGGGCAUCAUCGAGCCCUCCCUCCGCCAGCUCGCCCAGAAGUACAACUGCGACAAAAUGAUCUGCCGCAAGUGCUACGCCCGCCUGCACCCCCGUGCCGUCAACUGCCGCAAGAAGAAGUGCGGGCACACCAACAACCUCCGCCCCAAGAAGAAGGUCAAAUAGAGCGGGCAGCGGUGGCCCUGCCUGCACCCCUGCCUGCACCCUUCCAAUAAAGCAUCGCAGCGCUCAAACCGG